UUGGUCGCUCCCGUGUUGUCAAUGGGCGGCUCACAUUUACCACCCUGGCGAUGGAGGGAGCGUUACUGAAAUGGACCAACUACCUCUUGGCCAGGAAGAGAAUCCAGGAGUCCUGCUUCCUGGCCCGUUGCUCGAAGAACUAGACCCCACGCCCUCCCAGGGCUGGAAAUAGAACCCAGGAGUCCUGGCUCCAUGCUGACCCUCGCGUGAGCAGGGCUGCUGUGCGCCAGGCGGCAGCCGUGGGAGCUGGGCUCCCUGGAGGAGAGAAGCGCCCUGGCAGGCAUUAGGCGGGUGACUGGCCUGGCCUUUCCCUUCCCCUCUAGGUUGGCAGCCACGGUACUUUGUCCUGGACAGCGGCAUCCUGUCCUACUAUGACUCUCAGGACGACGUGGGCAAAGGCAGCAAGGGCAGCAUCAAGAUGGCCGUCUGUGAGAUCAAAGUGCACCCCACUGAUGCCACGCGCAUGGAGCUGGUGAUUCCCGGGGAGCAGUAUUUCUACCUGAAGGCAGGGGGUGCUGCGGAGAGGCAGAAGUGGCUGGUGGCCCUGGGCAGCUCAAAAGCCUGUUUGGGCGAAAGUAGGAGCCAGAAGGACAAAGACAUGCACCUGAGCAGCGAGUCCCUGGGCCGGAAGCUGUCAGAGCUACGGCUGUACUGCGAUGUGCUGACUCAGCAGGUCUUGGACGUCCAGGAGUCCACGCGGCCCCAGGACAACGGCACCCCGCUCGAUAUUGAGAAGAUGAAUGAAGCCGCCUCCCUGCUCAAAGCCACCUGCAGCCAGUUCAUCUCCACGCUGGAGGAGUGCAUGAAAUUCGCCAACGCCCGCCUGGCACCUGAGCUCUACCAGCCCUCGCCAGCCCCCCUGCCCCAGGACUUCGUGGGCACCAAACUCCCGCACUCCCAUAGAGUGAGACGCUCCCUCAGCCACACGGGCAUCGUGUCCCCCGACAGAGGGGCGGAGCCGCCCCGGCCCCCGGUGCCGCCGCAGAAGGGCGCCGUGACGGUGGUGCGCAACCUGGAGGAGAUGGUGAUGUUCCGCUCGCAGCACUGGAGCCAGCAGGGCCCCGCGCCCGACAGCCCGGUCGGCACCAUCGUGGAGGAGAGGGAAGAGGCCCCGCUGCCCACGCAAGAGUCCCCGGUGGAAUCGGCUGGCGGUGAUAAGCGGGAGUGAGCGGCACCAGGAUCCGGGCGCUGCCUCUGCCUCACACUGGGGGCUUUGGAACAUCCCUGGCCCAGCCCCAUGGGAGCACGGCCCUUCCCUGUGCUUGGGAGCUGCCAGGGACCAGCAGAGAACAACGGGACUGUGUUCUCCCCCCAACCCCCACUCCUCAGGCUGGCCCCCAACUGCUUCCCCCCUCGCCCAGCGCUGGUCCCAGCUCCGGAGGGGCGGUGCCCUUCUGGGAAGGGAGUAGUGUCUAGCAGGUAGAGCAGGGGACUGGGCAUCAGGAUGCUUGAGUCCUGUGACCCGGGGUGGGUCACCUCCACUCUCUGCGGCCAUUUCCCCGUCUGCACGGGGGAGGGUCUGGAAAUGGUUUGGCUGUGCAGGCGGAAGAGGCCAGGGGGGCACUGCAGGGUGGCAUUGCUCAGUGGGUGCCAUGGAUGGUGAGAAUGCAGGCUCUCUGGGAUGAGGGGACCGAGCCCCCAGCCUGGGGUGGGGCAGAGGGGGCCUUGUCCCGGGAGCAGAAGAGAAACAUUCUCCUUGGUGCUGAUCUCCCCUGGGCUUGGCGCCCUGGCGCCUGUGUUGGCCUUACGCCCGUCUCUGGGCAGGGGGAAAUCUGCUGAGCAUGGAACCCCCUCUCUGCUCCCCAGCCCAAGGAGCCCAAACACCAGCACCAGCUGCCCCGGCCUCUUGUCCCCUCCCCCUUGCUGUGAUGCUGGGCGUGAUACCAUCCGCGCAGGAGUGGGGGGGGACCCGGCGUGUCUGCGAUCACCAGCCAACACAGUAUUAGAGCUUCAGAGAGCCAGCCAGUGUGCUGGGGCUAAUGGCCAAAUGUGAUCCAGCAGGAUCCUCUGUAAUCCGUGGGUGCACAGCCAGUGUCCCCACUGUGUGGUGUGUCGGGGGAGAGCUCUCCCUGCCCCGGGAAUAGUACCGCUCCCUAGAAAUGGGGCUAAGAGGAGAUCUUGCUCUUCUACCCCUCGUGCCCAGUUUGGUGCCAUGGUGCAUCAAGCCACCUCUUACAGCCAGGCUUCACCCAUCGGGGCUCUCUCUUCACGUUCUCGCCACGGCCUCUGGAUCCAGCAGGCAGGUGAGAAGAGGCUGGUUCCGACGAUCUGGCAGAGCGCCUCCCUCUGGCCAGUUCCCGGCCAUGCCCCGCUGACGGUUCAAGCCAAGGUCAGAAGUGAGAGCCCAGCUGGCUCUCCUGCUGCAGGGGCUGCUGGGAGUAAAGCCUACCUCUCAUCUCAGGGACAGUAGAUGCAGAGAUGAGGAGAAAGAUGGUGCCAAGGGAGGGUUGGCUCCUCCCACCCGGACUUCACCUGAGUCAGGUGACUACACCCAAUGCUAACCUCUUUGAACACUACAGCAAGGAUGUGGCCGAUUCUAAUGGAGGUGCAGAACUGUCCCUGCUCUCGUCCUCUGGCUCUCUGUCCUUUGACACAGGAUUUUUGUACAGACGCGUCGUCAGGUUGGGGCUGUCCUUUUGCUGAGGGAAGCAGCCGUUUUUGCGGAGAGCUCUGCCAAAGAUCAGGCCUUGCAAUAAAGACUCUAAUUUUGAAACAAU
Molecule: messenger RNA, 2717 nt
Organism: Caretta caretta (loggerhead turtle)
Lineage: Eukaryota; Metazoa; Chordata; Testudines; Cheloniidae
Product: pleckstrin homology domain-containing family A member 3
Biological process (GO): endosome organization; retrograde transport, endosome to Golgi; receptor recycling
Cellular component (GO): trans-Golgi network; recycling endosome; early endosome
Source: RefSeq, a predicted model, not a curated record